AUGUCGAUCGAGAGCUUCGACAACAUCUACCUCGACCUCUCCAAAGAGGGCGGCAAAUGCAGAUUCGCAAAGGACGGCUUCGGCUGGAAGCCCUCCCGUGGCGGCGACACCUUCACCCUUGACGGCAGCCAGAUCGGAGGCGCCCAGUGGAGCCGCGCGGCGCGGGGCUACGAGCUGAAGAUCCUCGACCGCACCUCGCGCGUCAUCCAGCUGGACGGCUUCCAGCACGACGACCACGACCGCCUCGCCAAGAUCUUCAAGAACUGGUACAGCUCCAACCUCGAGAACAAGGAGCACGCGCUGAGGGGAUGGAAUUGGGGCAAAGCCGAGUUCACAAAAGCUGAGCUCACCUUCAACGUGCAGAACCGCCCCGCCUUUGAGGUUCCUUACUCGGAAAUAUCCAACACCAACUUGGCCGGCCGCAAUGAGGUGUCUAUUGAAUUCUCGCUGCCUGCUGACGGAGAUGCGAACGGGACUGCUGGUGGAAAGGGGAAGAAGGCGGCCGCGGGUGAUGAUCAGCUUGUCGAGAUGAGGUUCUACGUUCCUGGUACGACGACGCGAAAGGAAGCCGAGGGCGAGGAGGGCGGAAGUGGUCACGAGGAGGAGCAGAAUGCCGCAACUUUGUUUUAUGAGACAUUGAUUGAGAAGGCUGAAAUCGGUGAGACUGCUGGCGAUACUAUUGCCACUUUCUUGGACGUGCUCCACCUUACUCCCAGAGGUCGCUUCGAUAUCGACAUGUACGAGAGCUCGUUCAGGAUGCGGGGCAAGACGUACGAUUACAAGAUCCAGUACGAGGCUAUCAAGAAGUUUAUGGUACUUCCCAAGCCCGACGACAUGCACUACAUGCUCUGUGUCGGCCUAGACCCGCCCCUGAGACAAGGUCAAACUCGAUACCCCUUCAUUGUCAUGCAGUUUAAGAAGGAUGACGAAGUCACUAUCGAUCUCAACUUACCCGAGGAGGAGCUCACCGGAAGGUACAAGGACAAGCUGCAGUCCCACUACGAGCAGCCCCUCCACGAAGUUGUGACCUACAUCUUCAGGGGUCUCGCCAACAAGAAGAUUUCAACUCCUGCCAAGGACUUCCAGACUCACCGCCAGCAAUUCGGCAUCAAGUGCUCCAUCAAAGCGAGCGAAGGUUUCCUCUACUGCCUCGAAAAGGCAUUCAUCUUCGUCCCAAAGCCCGCCACCUACAUCGCCUACGAGCAGACCCAAUCCGUCACCUUCUCCCGCGUCACGGGCGCCAUCUCCGCCCUCUCGACCUUCGACAUCACCGUGCAGCUCAAGAACGGCGCCGGGUCCUCGCAGUUCUCCAACAUUAACAGGGAGGAUCUCAAGGGCCUGGAAGAGUUCUUCCGCAUCAAGGGCAUCCGCGUCAAGAACGAGAUCGACGAGGACGCCAAGCUGCUCGCCGCCACCCUCCGCGGCGAGGAGCUCCUCUCGUCCGAUGACGAGGUCGUCGGCGCCAAGGCCGAUCGCGGAUCUGCGGACGAGGAUGAGGAGAGUGUCGAUGAGGACUUCCAGGCGGAGAGCGAGAGUGAUGUCGCCGAGGAGUAUGACAGUAAUCAUGAGAGUUCUGGGGAUGAGAGUGGGAGUGCGGGCGGUGGUGAGAGUGAUGUUGAUGAUGAGAUGGAGGUCGAUGAGGAGGAGGAGGAAGAAGAGGAAGAGGAGGAGAGGCCUAAGAAGAAGAAGAAGUCGAAGGCGUGA
Messenger RNA from Scedosporium apiospermum, 1704 nucleotides. RefSeq names its product FACT complex subunit pob-3. NCBI's taxonomy places the organism in Eukaryota, Fungi, Ascomycota, Sordariomycetes, Microascales, Microascaceae. The transcript is spliced from 4 exons. Gene Ontology annotation, molecular function: DNA binding; nucleosome binding; histone binding. The coding region runs from base 1 to 1704 and encodes 567 amino acids. The record is from RefSeq and is a predicted model, not a curated record. Gene Ontology annotation, cellular component: nucleus; FACT complex.